GAAAAGCAACUGCGAGAAAAAGACAAGCAAGUGAUGGAGAACGAUGAGCAACUGAGGAGAACAGAAGAGCAACUAAGAGUGAAAGAUGAGCAGCUUAAAAUAAACGAGAAGCAACUGCGAGAAAAACGCAAGCUAGUGAAGGAGAAAGACAAGCAAUUGAGGGAGAAAGAUGAGCAAGUGAGAGCGACAGAGGAGAAACUGAGAGUGAAAGAGGAGCACCUUAAUAUAAACAAAAAGCAACUGCGAGAAAAAGACAAGCUUGUGAUGGAGAAAGACGAGCAAUUGAGGGAGAAAGAUGAGCAAGUGAGAGCGACAGAGGAGAAACUGAGAGUGAAAGGGGAGCACCUUAAUAUAAACGAAAAGCAACUGCGAGAAAAAGACAAGCAAGUGAUGGAGAACGAUGAGCAACUGAGGAGAACAGAAGAGCAACUGAGAGUGAAAGACGAGCAGCUUAAAAUAAACGAGAAGCAACUGCGAGAAAAAGCACGCUUGUGAGGGAGAAAGAUGAGCAAGUGAGAGCGACAGAGGAGAAACUGAGAGUGAAAGAGGGGCACCUUAAAACAAACGAAAAGCAACUACGAGAAAAAGACAAGCAACUGAGGAGAACACAAGAGCAACUGAGAGUAAAAGAUGAGCAAAAACAGAGUUUAGAAAGACAGUUGAGCACUUUAGAAGGUGAUAGAAAGAAAGAAAGCGCCAAAUUGCAAGAACAAUUAAAUGUGAGGGUGCAAGAACUGAUUGACUUACGAAAAGAGUUGAGAGAUUGUGGACAAGACAACGUUGUGCUCGAAAAAGACCUUUCCGGAGCUAAAGAAAAACUAACUGAAUAUGAAAGUCAGUUAAAGACACGCGAGUGGGUCCUUUGCCGAAAUGAAGUUCAGUUAAGUGACGAAAGUCUGGGCGUGGGGGUGUUGGGACGAGUUGUGAAAGGUAGAUACUGUGGCUGUGUGGUGGCUAUAAAACAGCUUCAUCAACCGACUCUUACUCAACGAGAGCGCCGUUUGUUUGAACGAGAAAUGAAUAUAGCCUCAAGGUGCCGCCAUCCAUGCUUGUUACAAUUCAUUGGGGCUACCCAAGACGAAAGUCCUUUGUUUGUUACAGAAAUCAUGGAAAAAAGUUUACGAAAAUUGUUAAGGGAGCGACAACAAGAGAAUAAACAUCUCACCGAAACAGAAAUCAUUUUUAUAUCUUUGGAUGUCGCUCGAGCCCUAAACUACCUUCAUCAACGAAAACCUGAACCAAUUGUACAUCGUGAUGUGAGUAGCGCUAAUGUUUUGCUGUGGAAACAGAAUAACCAGUGGAGAGGCAAACUUGGGGAUUAUGGAACUGCUAAAUUUCUUCAGGAAACUAUGACAGUUGCUCCUGGAGUUAUGAUUUACGCCGCACCUGAAAUAUGUUGUCCUUUCAAGCAAACUGUGAAGGUAAGUCUAUUAUAUGGAAUCAGUUUGUAAAGUAAAGGUUAAUGACUUUCCUUAAAUCCAGUGUAGAUUGCGCAAUUGUCUCAAUAUGAACAACACUAAUAUCUAUUCCAACCUCUCAUGUAGUUAUUAUAGCUGUAAAAGAAUGUUGUCUUUCAUACUGUUGUCACCACUGACGCCAGACGUUUUUUUUUUAAAGAGCAAUUUCGGAAGGGUUGUGAAAAUGUACAUUUUGUUUUGCUGCUAUUAUUUUUUCCGUCCUAUUUUUCUGUAAAAUUAUCUAAUGCAUUGUUUAUUUGUUAUUUUAGUUAUCCAAGCAAAAACGAGAAAUAAUACCUUUUCAGGAUCCCGAUAUUGAAAUUUAGCAGCUUUUGCCCCUAUAACGGAGCCAUCGGGCAAAAUAAACUUCGCUGUAACUGUUCGUGGUGAAGUAUUGGCUAUGGUGAAGCAUAUUUCAAGGCCAUCGACUGGCCUACAUUAGAGAGAUUUAGGGUGAACGUUUAUGGCAAACGUAAACGUCAGAUUCAAGUUGCCAAUUUCUCACAAUAGAAAACGAGCAGACAAAAAUAGUCCAAAACAAUUUUCCUGGAUAAACCUAACGUAAAACUAGUCUAAUUUUUGAUUAGUGAAUUAACAAUAGAAGACAAGUAAAUGGAAAGCUUAGUUACGUGCCGGUGUUACAUGUCGUGUUUUCCGUUUGCCUUAAACGUGACUAUAAGAGAUCUUAAGAUUGAGGUUUUUCGGUUGUUGUCGUCAACUGCGAACGUCGAAAUCACGUGACAAGUGCCUUGCCGUCAGGUUGGCGAUUUGUGGUUCUCGUUUGUACGGCUAGACCACGCUCUAGGGGAUUUACCACCAGCGUUUUUUGUACCCUAACAUAUCACAAUCCCACGUUUGGGAGGUAUACCACGUUUUAGAACUUCAUCUGAACAUCUGGCCCGGGUUGCUCGAAGCAUGUUUGGUGCUAACCAGCGUUAAAUACCAUGGAAACCUAUACAUUUUGAUACCUCUUAACCAACGGUUAGCGCUAACCAGGCUUCGAGCAACCGGCCCCUGAACUACAUCUUUGCAUCUGAACGUAAUUUUGAAGACGAUCUCUCAGCUAAAAUUGCGGUCCAUGAAUUAAUCAAAUAAAUGAAAACGAACAUGGCAGCCGUGAGCUACCACCCACUAAUCUUAAGACCCAAAUAUGGCAAGCAGACGGCUAACGUGAAACCACUAACCGCGGUUUACCCUGUUUGCGGUAAGAUGGUCAAACCCCGAUGUUAAAGUCUCUGUUGUCAGGUUCCCACCCUCAACAGAGAUAUUAACACCUGAAGGUUUCGUGACCUUUUGUAGCGUAACAAAAACAGAUAGCAAGCAAAAACAAAGAUGUACUUUAAUUCAGGUAAUUUGUUUUGUUGGCUUAGAUUGAUGUUUACAGUUUUGGAAUUCUCUUCUGUGAAAUGAGCACCGGGGAACUGCCAGAACCUGAAAAGCGAGAGGAACAAGCGAGACUGGUUACUAACAAGAAGUUUGGAGAGCUGAUACUGUGGUGUAUUGAAGAAGAUCCAGACAUGAGACCCAGCACGGAAGAGGUUAUUGAGAAGCUGGAGCAGUUAAAUAACAAUUCUUAA
Molecule: messenger RNA, 3034 nt
Organism: Porites evermanni
Lineage: Eukaryota; Metazoa; Cnidaria; Anthozoa; Scleractinia; Poritidae
Source: the annotation of a GenBank genome assembly